UUUGUGGUUAAAGAUGCAUGCUAAAUGGUUUUCAAAUUGUUAUAAUACGCCUUGUACUCAUAUAUCAUCAUUACCAUGGGAAUAUUUAACUCGAUGCACAUAGUGUAUCUAAUAAUUUAUGAUUCAGUAGUUAGGCAUGACGAUUAACAAAUGUUUAAAGGGAUCUGAAUGAUUAUAAUGCGCAGCGUGUAAUUACAAAACGCUGUGCAUUAUACAUUGUCGUUUUGUUCAAUAAAGGAGAGACUAUUUCAUAGGAGAAUUGUCUUUCAUAAAAGAUGUGAUGGAAAUUUUAAAGAAAGGCUUGGCUUUCAUAAUUUUCCUAACUUUGUACAGGCAAUAUAGAUGUUUAUUGGAAGAAUUUUGUGAACAAGAUGACUUCGAAUGCCAGCAUUCUAACAAUAUAGAUGGUAUCGGGUAUCUGCAGCAUGACAGAAGUCAGCAAUCUAAUAUACUUCGUCGAUUGCAACAGCUCAGUAUGUUGGAAUGUGUAAGAGAAUGCUUUUUGACAUCAUGGUGCGUCGCUGUGAAUUAUAGAAAGAAUUGGAAAAUAUGCGAUGUACUUGGUGAUCUUACUGCUGGGGAAAAUCUGCAGAUCGAAGUAGGAAGUAUCUAUACUAAACGAUCAACCUGGUCUAAGUCUUUAUCCGGAUCAUGUGCAGACCACACUUGUUUUGCCGGAGAGAAAUGUGUACAACUAAGAACUGGCGGAAAUAACUGUUCAUCCGUUUAUUGUAAGGAUUCUGUCCCAAUCGCAGAUAAUGCUACUUAUAUUGAAACGUUUGGAUUAUAUAGAAAUUUGAAAGCUGGAAAUAAAUUCAAAUGUAAAGCAGGUUUUUUGAUGAUAGGACGUCCCUUUAUAGUAUGUAAUGAGAAUGGAAACUGGAAUAAGAUGUUUUCAUGCAACGAAAAAAGUCUCCUACGUGACUGUAGCGACUUUCCACAAGGAAGUGCAUCAGGAGUAUACACAAUUUAUCCAAAAGAUACAAAAUUCGAUGUUUACUGUGACAUGGAAACAGCAGGGUUUGGAUGGACUGUUUUCCAAAGGAGAAUAAAUGGCGCUAUAAAUUUUUACAGAGGAUGGUCUAAAUACAGGGUUGGUUUCGGAAAUUUGAAAUCUGAGUUUUGGUUGGGUAAUAAAUUCAUAAACUUGAUUACAUCUACUGCAAAGUACAGGCUGUACAUUCACCUUGAAGAUUUUGAAGGGAAUUCGAGAUACGCAGAGUACAGCAACUUCAGUGUAGGAGAUGAAGCAACUAAUUACGUUUUGAAUGUGAGUGGAUAUAGUGGGGAUGCAGGAAAUAGCCUGUCGUACCCUAGCUACAAAAACCACAACGGCAUGAUGUUUUCUACCAUAGACAGGGAUAACGACAGAACUGACGUCAGCUGUGCAACAACGUUUAAAGGAGGGUGGUGGUACAAUGCAUGUCAUAGGGCUAAUUUGAAUGGAGAAUAUUUAGGUGGAUUGCACAACUCGUACGCCGAUGGUAUUGAAUGGAUUGAUUGGAGAGGAUAUUACUAUUCCCUGAAAUCUACUAAAAUGAUGAUUAAACGACACUAAAACACGUUUUUCUGGGACUCAAAUUUUCAUUUUUAAAAGAAAAAAAGAACGUUUUGUGAAAGUGGUUCAGUGAUGUAACUACUAUCUUUUCUUAAAACAAGUACAUAGUGUUAACUAGAUCUUGGUGAUUCUAUUGAUAAUUUGUUUUAUCAUAUAUUUAGUACUAAAUACAGACAUUUUAUAUAUCUAAUAAAGGUUUUUUUCUCAA
Molecule: messenger RNA, 1766 nt
Organism: Mytilus californianus (California mussel)
Lineage: Eukaryota; Metazoa; Mollusca; Bivalvia; Mytilida; Mytilidae
Exons: 7
Coding region: 281-1558 (425 amino acids)
Source: RefSeq, a predicted model, not a curated record